Conger conger (European conger) is the source of this 2199-nucleotide messenger RNA. It is a transcript of the gene sdf2, whose product is annotated as stromal cell-derived factor 2. The record is from RefSeq and is a predicted model, not a curated record. The coding region runs from base 53 to 724 and encodes 223 amino acids. The transcript has 3 exons. Lineage: Eukaryota; Metazoa; Chordata; Actinopteri; Anguilliformes; Congridae.
UGCAAUUCAUUUAUUUUACUGUCGCUAACUACGGUGUGAGCUGGUUGCUGUAAUGGAUCAUUGUACAACUUCUGCACACACGCUUUUAAAUACGAUCCUCAUUUUGUGGUUAUGUACGCGAGCAUUUGGAACUGAACUAGGCUUUGUGACUUGCGGAUCAGUCGUCAAACUACUAAAUGUUAGACACAAUGUAAGAUUACAUUCUCACGAUGUCCGGUAUGGUUCUGGUAGCGGUCAGCAGUCGGUGACAGGAGUGACUACGGUGGAAGACAGCAACAGCUACUGGAGUGUACGAGGCACAAGUACUGCUGUGUGCCAGCGCGGGACACCGGUCAGAUGCGGCCAGAUCAUUCGACUCACUCACGUCAACACCGGGCGCAAUCUGCACAGUCACUAUUUCGCCUCACCACUUUCAUCCAACCAGGAAGUGAGUGCAUUUGGGGAGGAGGGCGAGGGAGACUCCCUGGACGAGUGGACGGUGGUGUGCGGGGGUGCGGUGUGGGAGCGGGAGGAGUCGGUGAGGUUCAGGCACACCGCCACCGAGGGGCUCCUGUCCGUGACGGGCGAGCAGUACGGCCGUCCCAUCCACGGUCAGCGCGAGGUGCACGCCAUGCUCAACGCCAACCAGCACAACUACUGGAGAGCCAUGGAGGGCGUGUUCAUGAAGCCCAGCGAGACCCCCGGGGCCAGGGACAACGGCAGCCCCCUCCACACCGAGUUUUGACCGCCGCCGUCUCGCUCCUCCCCCUUGCUGCCGGCAAAUCUACGCACAAGUGCCGCAAGGUCUGGGCUGUCUGGACAGUCAGGAGGCCUGAACUGCGCGAAAAAAGUAAAACAGAACAGAAGUAGGUGUGUGAGAACUGCCAAAUAUCACUGGCAAAUCAAUCAGUGAAUUCAUUCAGCCCUGCCGCAAUGCUGCCUGUUUACCAUACGACGAAUGUGGAAUGUAGGCGGUUGGUUUCCAUUCCCUACAGAGUCAAAGUAUUGAGUUGGCAACAGCACCCAGAUCUCAAAACAUGUUUUUGUGUGUGUUUGUGUGUGUGUACUGCGCAACUGCUUCGUCAUUCUAUACAGGCCCUGAAUUGGUAAUGGGCAUUUGUUGACAAAAAUGGUAUAUGGGUCUUUCUUUUUCUUUUUCAUCAAAUGCCCAUAAUGAAUUCUGGGUCUGUAUGUGAUGAAGUAGUUGCACAGUUGCAAAAAUGGAUGAAGUCCCAUAAAUCUUGUUUAUAAAGGUUAGGGCUCUCCAUCUCUCCAGUUCCCCAAAUACCUUUGUUAUUAGAUUUACAAACUUACUGGUUCAUUUAUAUACUUCAGACCUGGGGCCACUGAGCAAACUUACUUAUUGGACUUUAAGCUGCUGCAUUAAACAGCUUUGAUAUUCUGUUGUGGUAACUCGAUACACAGCGGAAUUUACAUCUGAACAAAUGAACCACCAUACCUGAUGAAUCGCAUAUUGUUUUUUGCUGGAUGUCCGCUGUAGUAUAUGUUGACUUGUUUCGAAUAAAAGGCGGUCAGGGUACAGGUAAGCAGUGAUUCAUAGUAUGUAUGAAUGCAUCUUUUAAAAAAGACAUUAAAACUCUGUAGGACCUGCAUUACGGCAGUAUACCUUGAGCCUGUAGUAAUUAAUCCGUAGGUUUUCUUGUUGAGUAUGCAUGCACAUUUACACAAUCAUCUGUUUGGCCGUAAAAGUUGAUUUGUCAGCCAUUUCCCAUUACUUUUUUGAUAAAUAUUUCCUAUUUUCUGUUAUAUAAUUUUGAAAUUCAAUCAACAUUUGUCCUUAACUUUAACUUGCAAGUAAGUUAAGGCGUGAAUAGGGUAACGAACUGAAAAAACUUUAUUUUUAAAUGAGUAAUGUGUUUUACCUUUAUUUACUGUGUUUUACCCUGAUUUGUAAAUCUAUGAUGCAGUGUUUUAAAGCCAUUCAAUCCAUGUUUUUUUACAGUUACACUCCUGCAUAGUGAUGAGUGAUUUGUCACAAUAAAAGAAAGCCAUUGAAACCCGGUGCUUUAAGUUCAGUGUUAACACUAUCAGUAUUGUCACUUUUCAACUGCAAUGGCAAAGCUCUGGAAAACAUGCAGUGUUUUUAUUUAAUUUUUAAUCUCACUGUAUGUAUGUUUGUGUUGCAAUAUUUUCACUUGGUUUGUACCAGAAACAAAUGUAAGAUAUACCUCAAAUAAACAACUUCUCAUGUUCUCUAAA